AUGACGAGAAAGAAGACGAAGACGAAGAGGAAGAUGAAGAGCAGGGCGGCGGAGAGGAAGAAGAAGAAGAAGAAGAAGAAGAAGAAGAAGAAGAAGAAGAAGAAGAAGAAGAAGAAGAAGAAGAAGAAGAAGAAGAAGAAGAAGAACCGACAAUAUCGGAUGCAAGACUGGCCGUCUUCGCACAGACUUUGGGCCUGCUCAUCGGGGGACCUCUCUUCGGGAAGGGCUUUGCAGACCGUGAGCCAUUGUUCGCAGCUGUGA
This is a messenger RNA of Fulvia fulva, 261 nucleotides long. RefSeq lists its product as uncharacterized. NCBI's taxonomy places the organism in Eukaryota, Fungi, Ascomycota, Dothideomycetes, Mycosphaerellales, Mycosphaerellaceae. Bases 1 to 261 code for a protein of 86 amino acids. The record is from RefSeq and is a predicted model, not a curated record. The transcript has a single exon.